Annulohypoxylon maeteangense is the source of this 897-nucleotide messenger RNA. RefSeq lists its product as uncharacterized. The record is from RefSeq and is a predicted model, not a curated record. The transcript has a single exon. The coding region runs from base 1 to 897 and encodes 298 amino acids. Gene Ontology annotation, molecular function: oxidoreductase activity. NCBI's taxonomy places the organism in Eukaryota, Fungi, Ascomycota, Sordariomycetes, Xylariales, Hypoxylaceae.
AUGACAACCGCUAUCUUUAAACAUAUCGAUGUGUCGGCAGUUCCAGAAGGGACAAAGCCGUGGGUGAAGGUCGACGCCGACGUUAGCUCCUUCAAAUUAGCUGAACAUAAGCGCUCAGUAAAUAAUCUCAGGGGGCAUGAAAGCGACUUUUCUACUGAUAACUCUGGGUUCGCGGUAUACAAGGAACCAGCCAGUGAGAAGGCUUUCAAGGAUGACGCUGCUAUACGUAGUGGAUACUACCAAGAGGUCGAAGAUCUGUUGAAGAAACGGAUACCCGGCAUCAAGAGGGUAGUCAUAUUCGACCACACUAUUCGGAGACGAACGCCCGAAGCGGCCAGAGCCCCAGUUCAGCAAGUCCAUGUCGACCAAACGCCUGCCGCGGCCGAAGUGCGCGUGCGGCGACACCUUCCAGCAGACGAGGCCGAAGAACUCCUAAAGGGUCGGUUUCAAAUCAUCAACGUGUGGCGGCCCAUAGAGAACCCUGCGAGCGACUUUCCUCUGGCUGUCAUCGAUUGGCGUACAACGAAGCUGGAUGAUUUUGUCCCGGUAAAUUUGCUCUAUCCCAAACGCGAGGACUUCGCAACGGACAAUGAUGACAGGGGGAAGGAAGUGCGUCCCGACGAAUCUAAGUUGCACUCGGCAGAGGGAUAUGAAGUACGAGGAGAGACGAUGUCCGUAGCACCAAAUACGGCCCACAAAUUCUACUAUCAGAAGGACAUGACACCGGAUGAGGUGUUGCUGUUGAAGUGCUACGACUCUUGGGGUGAAGGACAGCCACAGGGGAAAGAGGGAAUCGCGGUGAGGACGCCGCAUACGGCUUUCGUUGAUCCUCAAACACCCCAAGACGCACCUGGAAGACAGAGCAUAGAGGUUCGGUGCCUAGUAUUUUAUGACUAG